AUGGACAGACUGACAGCAGAGCCAGUCCCCAAAGUCAUCCAGGACAACAUCAAGCAUCUCGCCGACCUGCCCGUGAGCGACGAUGAGGCCGAGACGAAAUUCGCAAGCGAGCGACUCAUCCGGCUCAAGACGGACUUCAGACUGUGCACCAUAGCCGGCAUCCUCUGCAGCCUCAACCUGCUAGACUCGGGCGUCAUCUCGAGCGCAUCCGUCACUUCGAUGCUGUCGGACCUCGGACUCGACCAUGGGAACCGCUACUCGGUGUCAAUCUUCAUCUUCACAAUCGCCCAGAUCGCCUUCCAGCUCCCCUCGACCAUUGCCGUCCGCACGUUUGGCCCGCGCAGAUGGUUCGCCUUCGUCACGUUCUGCUUCGGCCUCGUCACGCUUUGCACGGCUUUUGUGACGAACUGGAAACAGAUGAUCGUGCUCCGCAUCCUGCUGGGCAUGUCCAUGUCGAGCAUCUAUCCGGGCCUGACGUACCUGAUCUCGACCUGGUACACCCGCAAAGAGCAGCAGCUCCGCUUCGCCUUUCUCCAGAGCGGCGAGGUCAUCAUCCUCGGCACCGGGAGCAUCGUCAACUUCGGCCUGAACCAGCUGAACGGCCGAGGCGGACUCAAGGGCUGGCAAUGGAUGUUUCUCGUCCAGGGCCUGAUCACCUGUGUCAUCGGCUGCGUCACGUAUUGGUGGAUGAUCGACUUCCCGGAGAAUGCAAAGGACAGCUUCUGGUUCCUCACCGAAGAGGAGAGCAUCGUGGCCGCCGCCCGGAUUGAGCGCGAUCGCGGCGAUGCCAUCAUCGAGCGCUUGUCCGUCCGGGGGGUGUUGAUCCAUGCCAAGGAUCCCAAACUCUACGGCUUCUGCGUCAUGUUCUUUCUCCUCAAUCUCGUCUCGACCUCGCUCUCGUACUUCCUGCCCAUCAUCCUCCAGUCCGGCAUGGGCUUCUCGUCCAAUCGUGCCAUCCUGCUGAGCGCGCCGCCAUACUACUAUGCCGUCGUCCCUGCCAUAAUAUCAAGCUGGAUCGGAGACAAGUUCCAGAUCCGUGGUCCGAUCAUCACAUUCAAUGCACUGUCGUUGAUCGCCGGGUUCGUGAUGCUCGGCUUCAGCAACCAGGUGACAGUCCGCUACGUCGGCACCUUUCUGGCUACAGGCGCAUAUGUCGCAAAUUGGGCUGCCCUGAACGCAUAUCUAGCCAACAACAUCACCGGACAAUGGAAACGCGUCUUCACAGCUGCCUCUGUCACAAUGUGCAAUGGCGCAGGAGGUAUCGCCGGCAGCUUCAUCGUACGACAACCCGAAGCACCGCAAUACAUGACCGCUGUCUGGGUAUCCAUCGGCUCCCAUAUCCUGAUCAUCGCCUGCGUGGCAGCGUUUACAUGCUAUUUCUUCGUUGCUAACAGGGCGCAAAGGAAGGGCCUGCGCACUAUCGAAAGAACUCAAGGCUUCCGCUAUACAUACUGA
Pseudovirgaria hyperparasitica is the source of this 1455-nucleotide messenger RNA. Its product is annotated as MFS general substrate transporter. Gene Ontology annotation, molecular function: transmembrane transporter activity. Lineage: Eukaryota; Fungi; Ascomycota; Dothideomycetes; Acrospermales; Acrospermaceae. Gene Ontology annotation, biological process: transmembrane transport. The record is from RefSeq and is a predicted model, not a curated record. The coding region runs from base 1 to 1455 and encodes 484 amino acids. Gene Ontology annotation, cellular component: membrane. The transcript has 4 exons.